Microthlaspi erraticum is the source of this 777-nucleotide messenger RNA. The record is from the annotation of a GenBank genome assembly. NCBI's taxonomy places the organism in Eukaryota, Viridiplantae, Streptophyta, Magnoliopsida, Brassicales, Brassicaceae.
AUGCUCCUGGACUGUCGCACAAACUCGUGGCACAGCGUACCUUCCAUGGGAGUGGCUCGAGCUUCCGCAGCUGCCGGAGUCGUCGACGGGAAGGUUUACGUGUUCGGAGGGUGCGAGGAGACGGAUUCGUCCAAGUGGGCAGAGGUAUUCGACCCAAAGACUCAAACUUGGGACACUUUGGUGCCAAUGCCUGAUCGUGAGGAAGGUGAUAACUUGAUCCGCGAGACCAUGGUGAAGGAUGGCAAGGUUUACGCAGUGAGUCAGAGCAAUGGAAGCUUCUACUACUCGCCGAGGGAAGGCAAAUGGGGAAGAGAGGAGAAGAAGAAGGAGGAGGAGACAGAGAUGGGAAGUGACUGUUCUAGCGUGAGUGUGAGUGUGACGGAUGAGAAACUGUUAUACGGUAGUGAUGGUUUCGGGAAUGUGUUUUGGCGUGAGACAGAGGAAACAGCGUGGAAGGAAGUGAGGGGUUUGAUGACUAAUGGAGGAUUGAGGGGUAUGUUUGGUAAAAUGAAGGCUAUUAUAAAGCAAAGAUACGAAUGUGAAUGUUGCAGGGCAAAGAAGCCUAAGGGGAAGGUGGGCAAUUUUGGUGGCAACAUUGUGGUGUUUUGGCUUGGGGAAACGGAGGAGCUUUGUGCUGAGAUUUCCUUGGAGAGACGAGAGGAGGACGGUGAGGUUUGGGGCACCAUUGAGUGGUCGCAAGUUGUCUCCACACCUGCUCAUCUUCCCUUUCCUGGUCAUGCGCUCAAGCUUUUGUGUUCUGCUUCCGUCCAUGUCUAA